Messenger RNA from Paramecium pentaurelia, 791 nucleotides. Lineage: Eukaryota; Ciliophora; Oligohymenophorea; Peniculida; Parameciidae. The record is from the annotation of a GenBank genome assembly.
UGAUGAAUACAAGAAAUUAUAAAAAAGAUGUAUCAGAUUAAGGAUCAAUGAAGGGAUAGACUAAUUAAAACUUUGGAUAUUCAUAACCUCAAUAAUUUUAAGAUGGAAUUUCACGUAUUUAAGAAGAAAUGAUGGAUCCAAGAAAUAUAUAACCUGAUUCUAUGUUUGUUAAUUUUAGUGGGGUUCUUGAAUGUGGUGAAGUAAAAACUUAUUUUGAUAAUGAAGUGCGAAGAUGAAGAAUCAUUAAGAAUUGAAUAUGCUAUUAAAUAUGGGGGUGAUGAUUGGACAUAUUUGAAAACUAGUGUAAGAUUAACAAUAAAAUUAGAAUAAUGCUGAUGAUGCAGAACCAAGUGGAAUAUCCUAAUUAAGUACUUCCAGAAAUUUGCAUUCAAGAAAUAUUGUUUGGAAUUUUCCUUUUGAAUGCAAUUUUUAAACUAAAAACAUUUUUGGAUGGCCUUAAGUUGUCGUAAGACUUUCAGGUCCUGAUUUUAUGGGAAGAAGUGUUGCUAAAGGAUAUGGAUCUGUUCAUGUUCCAACUUAACCAGGAUAGUAUGAAUUCUGAAUAGUCUUCUAGUCAUGAAAGAAUAAUUAGGAUAUUCAAACCACUUCCAAUUUCAGGAUUCACAGGAUUUUUAGGUUAUUUGUUAGGAAAUACUGCUGAACUCAAAAACUUUGAUAAAGUUAUUUCCUCAGGUGAAGGAAGAGAAGUUACGAGAGUUAAAUCAGUAGGAUAUGUAAAGGUUAAGUUUCAUGUAACAUUAGUAAAUUUUGAUAAAUUUGGUUAUUUAUGA